UCGUAUGCAUCCAUCGAAAAAAUGCGAUGGAACGUUGAACCCAUACAACAUAACCAACUGUUGAAUCAUUUCCUCUCAAUCACGGCCACAGAAUCAUCUGUCUUGGAGAAACGCUUCCUACCGGUAGCAGUACCAGUCCCAGUACCUGUAGGCCCAAUUGGACCAGGAUUUGGUUAUGGCGGACCAGGAUAUGGAUACGGUGGACCUGGAUUGGGUUAUGGUGGUCCAGGAUUCGGAUAUGGUGGACCAGCGGGAGGAGCUAGCAACGCCCAAGCUCAGACAGCUUCCUUCAACAUUGGACCCGGAGGCAUCAGUGGUUCGUUCAGCACAGCGGGAGCCAGUUCGAAUUCUGUAGGUGGUCCGGGCUUCGGAGGAGCGGGUUCAUCGGCUAGUGCGUCAGCUGAGUCCGGUUCAUUUGGUGGUGGAUUCGGCGGUGGGGCUGCCUCGAAUGCACAAGCGUCAGCAAAUUCAUUCGGGGGCGGAGGCAGUUUGUUACCGUAA
Messenger RNA from Toxorhynchites rutilus septentrionalis, 501 nucleotides. Its product is annotated as pupal cuticle protein 36-like. The record is from RefSeq and is a predicted model, not a curated record. The coding region runs from base 22 to 501 and encodes 159 amino acids. NCBI's taxonomy places the organism in Eukaryota, Metazoa, Arthropoda, Insecta, Diptera, Culicidae. The transcript has 3 exons.